UUUAUGAUGUGUAUCUGUAAUUCUACAUUUUCAGGUUGUCCCCUUGUAUAAACUUUUUUCAAAGAUAAAUGGUCUGUUUGUAGUCGAUCCCUAAGGGCGUGAUUGAUAACAGGAAGGAAGUUUGAAAAAGAAGAAGGAACUUUAUCUAUGUUCAUGUUAAGUGUUCGAUAAAAAGGGGAAGAUAAUUGGAGAAUACUGUUGAAGUUCCCAAUCAGGAAGCUUUGGCAGUUCGCAUGAGAGAGAUGCAGAGGCCAACACUUCAUACUAAAAGUAGCAAAAGCCGGUUCUGUGAGGCCUCAUUGUCCUUCGUCCACGCUUCAUGGGCUCUCCUCUUCUUGUUCAUUUCAUGGGUGAGUAUCACCCAUGAAUAUCAAGCCUGAAGGUUUUGAGGACAAAACCAAUCCUCACUUGGUUUGCAAGUUGAAAAGGGAUUGUAUGGUUUGAAGUAAGCAUCUAGGUAAUGGUAUAAGAAUUUUGAUUGUUUUAUACUGGGUAAAGGUUAUACUAAAUGCAAAUUUUAUCAUUUUGUAUUCUUUAAGGGAUCAAUAUGUGGUUCUUUCACUGUUUUAUUACUUUAUGUUGAUUGCAAGCAAGAUUUGAAUGAAAUUAAGCAUUUGAAGCUUGAUAUAUCCAAGCAUUUUGCCACCAAGAAUCUUGAACCCAGCCAAGAAGAUAUUGGGCAUGCACAUCCAUAGAGAUAGAAAACAAGAGAUGCAAUGACUUUGAUGAUGACUCAUGAGUACCAUGUCUGCUUGCUUCCAUAUCUGAGAAUCCAAGAUGGGGAAAACUUUCAUCGACUAGAGGUAAAGGAAGAUUUCCAAACCAAUGGAUAUGAAAAGCUAUUUGGGCUUGUUCCUGAUAUGCAAGCCCCAGAUCAGUGCAUGCAAUCUGAUUCCAAAGGAAAACUGCAGCUUGAUAAACCAGAAGAUCCGGAUUUUGAUAAGUACAAGCAACAGAGGAUCGAAAAGGCAACCAAUUCCAUUCAUUUUGGUCUGGACGAGUUCAAAAGCAAGGCGAUCCAAAAAACAGGUGAAGCAGUGAGUGGGCAACUUGGGAGUAUCAUUCAUAGGCUUGAGCCUGAUGGUAGUGAGUAUAAUUAUGCAUGUUCUUUUAAGGGUGCAAAAGUCUUGUCAUAUAACAAGGAAGCUAAAGGAGCUGGAAAUAUUUUGAAUGGAGACAAAGAUAAGUACCUGAGGAACCCAUGUUCAGCAGAAGAAAAAAUUGUCAUUAUUGAGCUAUCUGAGGAGACUUUAGUCGAUUCCUUUGAAAUAGCAAAUUUUGAGCACUACUCCUCUAACCUCAAGGAUUUUGAACUGUUGGGAAGUCUAAUUUAUCCCACAGAGACAUGGACAACUCUUGGGAAAUGUGUCGCACAGAAUGUCAAGCAUGUCCAGAGGUUCAUGCUUCCUGAACCUAAAUGGGUGAGAUACUUGAAGUUCAACUUGCUCAGCCAUUACGGGACUGAAUUCUACUGCACUCUUAGUGUUGUACAGGUUUAUGGGGUUGAUGCCAUUGAGCGUAUGCUUGAAUUUUUUAUUCCAAAACCUGAUGAAGAGUCUAGCAAUCAGUUGCCCGGUUCCAAUCCUCUUGAAGUUCUCCCUAUUGGAUUAGAACUAGGCUCUGGCAACAAUAAUGAGAUGACUCAUCUUUUUGAUGGGGUUGAUCCUUCUGUUAAAGAGGCGUCUGCAAAUCAAGGUGAUAAUGAUGAUGGGUUGGUAUUAGAUGUGAAAAAUGAGGUUUCAAAAGGCAAUGUCCCCGAUCCAAUUAAAGAAAUAAGGCAGCAGCAAAGUGGGAGGAUACCUGGUGAUACUGUGAUUAAGAUUUUGAUGCAGAAAAUCAGGUUGUUAGAGUUAAAUCUAUCUGUUCUAGAGGGAUAUAUGGAAGAACAGAAUCGUAGAUAUGGGAAACUUUUCUCAGAUCUCGACAAGGAUACAUCUCGGGUUUCCUUGCACUUGGAGCAAAUGAGGAUGGAAAUUAAGGAUCUCCUCUUAUGGAAAGAGGUAGUGGAGAGAGAGGUGGGAGAGCUCAUAUCUUGGAAGUUUAUCAUUUCCUCGCAAAUGGAAGGUUUGAUUAAAGAUAAUGGCUUGCUCAGACUAGAGGUGGAAAAGGCUACGAGUGAUCAAAAGAUUAUGGAGAACAAAGAGCUUGCCAUAUUUGCCGUGAGUUCCAUUUUUGGUUGUGCAGUGUUUCUGAAGCUCUUCUUAGAUCAAUCUUUAAUGUUAUUUGGCUUUGGCAAGCCUGAGAAGAGAUCCCAUACCUUUAGACCCUGGUUCCUGACAGUAUUGUACAGCUGUAUAAUAGCCUUGAUUGUUUUACUAUGACCUUAAGUACCAAAAUUUUGCCAUUAUUUUUUCACUAUUUUGUUUAUAUUCAUACACUUCUUGCUUUUGAAAGAUUAUUAAUAAUUGUCUAUAACAUUCGGGGAACAGCAAUCCUGUAUGUUCAUUU
Messenger RNA from Amborella trichopoda, 2448 nucleotides. Lineage: Eukaryota; Viridiplantae; Streptophyta; Magnoliopsida; Amborellales; Amborellaceae. The record is from RefSeq and is a predicted model, not a curated record.